UUCCAGACCUGGGAGGAGGCGGCGGCCUCUGGCUGCUCGGCCGCGCGCCCCCUCUACCCUCUGCUCCCGCGGGGCCUCAGCUCUGCAGCCGCCCGGCCCACCCGCGCCCCGCCGGCUGCAUCCGCUGCGCCCAAACCGGAGUGAAGAUCCGUCCUGGCUGGAAAGAAAGGGACGCGGGAGCGGCCACGGCAGGGUUAACCUCUGUUUCUGCUCACCAUGGGAGAGAUCAAAGUCUCUCCAGAUUAUAAUUGGUUUAGAAGUACCGUUCCCCUGAAAAAGAUAAUCGUGGAUGACGAUGACAGUAAGAUCUGGUCACUCUAUGAUGCUGGCCCCAGAAACAUCAGGUGUCCUCUCAUCUUUCUUCCUCCCGUCAGCGGAACUGCAGAUGUGUUUUUCCAGCAGAUUUUGGCUUUGACUGGAUGGGGUUACCGUGUUAUAGCUUUGCAGUAUCCAGUUUAUUGGGACCAUCUUGAAUUCUGUGAUGGAUUCAGAAAACUUUUAGACCACCUACAGUUGGAUAAAGUCCAUCUGUUUGGGGCAUCUUUGGGAGGCUUUUUGGCUCAGAAAUUUGCUGAAUACACUCACAAGUCUCCCAGAGUGCACUCCCUCAUCCUGUGCAAUGCCUUCAGUGACACGUCUAUCUUCAACCAAACGUGGACUGCAAACAGCUUCUGGCUGAUGCCAGCAUUUAUGCUCAAGAAGAUAGUUCUGGGGAACUUUUCCUCUGGCCCAGUAGACCCUAUGAUGGCUGACGCCAUCGAUUUCAUGGUGGACCGGCUGGAGAGUUUGGGUCAAAGUGAACUGGCUUCAAGACUCACCCUCAACUGUCAGAAUUCCUACGUGGAGCCUCAUAAGAUUCGGGACAUCCCUGUCACCAUCAUGGAUGUGUUUGACCAGAGUGCGCUGUCAACAGAAGCCAAGGAGGAAAUGUAUAAACUGUACCCUAAUGCCCGGAGAGCUCACCUUAAGACAGGAGGCAAUUUCCCCUACCUGUGCAGGAGUGCAGAGGUCAAUCUUUAUGUGCAGAUACAUCUGCUGCAGUUCCACGGAACCAAAUACGCUGCCAUCGACCCGUCAGUGGUCAGUGCGGAGGAGCUGGAGGUGCAGAAAGGCCGCCUCGGCCUCAGCCAGGAGGAGCCAUAGAUGGGGCUCGAGGCAUCGAGCCCCCCUGCUCUUGCACAAUCAGUUCAGGGUCGUCAGGCACACUGGUCCUCACUGUUCUAGAAGUAGGACUGAUUGUCAAUCUCAUGACAGGCGUCAGCUCUUCUAAGCCAGUGUGACUGUCCCCUCUCCACGUUUGUUUUUGUUUUAAACUUUUGAAUUUGAAGAACUUUUGAAGACUCCCCAUUUUAAGAACUGUGGAAAUUUUGCUACCAAAAGUCUUCUCCACGCCCGUGUGUUCAUCUCGAAGGCUUGGGAUCAUGUGGCGUUUUCUCUUUUCCUGCUUUCUAUAACUGCUGCACCUCCAGGUUGGAAAAGGAACACCGGUCAUCUUUAUGGUUUCUUGGGCAUAACCAGAGUGCCAAGGCAGGCAGCUGGCUGGCCACUCCCUACACAUCAGCUUUUUAGUUUCCAGUUGAGCACACCAUUUUGAGUAUUAGCUAUUGUAUUUCUAGACAUUACAUUUGGAAUAAAAAUUAAAUUUCGGCGA
Grammomys surdaster is the source of this 1651-nucleotide messenger RNA. It is a transcript of the gene Spg21, whose product is annotated as SPG21 abhydrolase domain containing, maspardin. The transcript is spliced from 9 exons. NCBI's taxonomy places the organism in Eukaryota, Metazoa, Chordata, Mammalia, Rodentia, Muridae. Bases 217 to 1143 code for a protein of 308 amino acids. Gene Ontology annotation, molecular function: CD4 receptor binding. The record is from RefSeq and is a predicted model, not a curated record. Gene Ontology annotation, cellular component: trans-Golgi network transport vesicle; cytosol.